UCGUUCUUAUCAGCCGGGUAUAUAAAGAAGCAAACGGUUGAUUCCACCGCAAUUUAUUCAGUUCAGCGGGCACCACACACCACACAACACAGGAAAAAUGACCAAGACAAGAGUAUACGUUAUCGGCGUCGGCAUGACCAAGUUCGAGAAGCCCGGCCGUCGUGCUGAUGUCUGCUAUCCGGAUUUUGCCAAGGAGGCCAUCACCAAGGCUCUGCAGGAUGCCAACAUCAAGUACGAGGAGGUGCAGCAGGCGGUGACUGGUUACGUCUAUGGCGACUCCACCUGCGGCCAGCGUGGACACAUACUCCACCCUUACUGGCCUAUAAUCUCAAUCAUGUACCAACAGUAUUUUGACCGUGCCAAUCCCAUGGAGCGUCACAUCACCGAGAUGAGCGAACUUACCGAAAUUGGACCUGGACCCAUGGCUGCUCAGAUCUUUGGGAAUGCUGGCAAGGAACACAUGAAGAAGUAUGGCACCAAGCCCGAACACUUUGGCAAGAUCGCCUGGAAGAACCACAAGCACUCCGUCAACAAUCCCUACUCACAGUUCCGCGAUGAAUACACUCUGGAGCAGAUUAUGAAGUCGCCUCAGGUGGUCGAGGGAGUGCUGACCAAACUGCAAUGCUGCCCCACCUCCGAUGGAUCUGGUGCUGCCAUCCUCGCCUCCGAGCAGUUCGUGCGUCGCCAUGGCCUCGAGAAGCAAGCUGUGGAGAUUGUGGGCAUGGAAAUGGCCAGUGACCCAGCAUCCACAUUCGCAGACAAGAGCCUCAUGAAGAUCGCUGGCUACGAUAUGACUGCUUUGGCCACUCAGCGUCUGUUUGCCAAGAGCGGCUACAAGCCACAGGAUGUGCAGGUGGUGGAGCUCCACGAUUGCUUCUCCGCCAACGAGCUGGUGACCUACGAGGCAUUGGGCUUGUGCGGCGAGGGCAAGGCUGGCGAGUUCAUUGAUCGCGGAGACAACACUUAUGGCGGCAAGUUCGUGGUGAACCCCAGCGGUGGACUCAUCUCCAAGGGUCAUCCUCUGGGAGCCACUGGCCUGGCCCAGUGCGCUGAGCUGUGCUGGCAGCUGCGCGGUCUGGCCGAGAAGCGCCAGGUGACCGGUGCCAAGCUGGCGCUGCAGCACAAUCUGGGACUGGGUGGCGCUGUGGUGGUGGCUCUGUAUCGCUUGGGCUUCCCGGGAGCAGCCAAUGCCAAGUUGUAAAUGGCAUUUAGGAUUGGAUUUUGUACAUAAAAUAUUAACUAUUAAACGUGAA
Molecule: messenger RNA, 1253 nt
Organism: Drosophila guanche
Lineage: Eukaryota; Metazoa; Arthropoda; Insecta; Diptera; Drosophilidae
Product: non-specific lipid-transfer protein
Exons: 4
Coding region: 98-1201 (367 amino acids)
Molecular function (GO): acyltransferase activity, transferring groups other than amino-acyl groups
Source: RefSeq, a predicted model, not a curated record